AUGUUUUAUUUUUUUUCUAUCUAUCUAUCUAUCUAUCUAUCUAUCUAUCUAUCUAUCUAUCUAUCUAUCUAUCUAUCUAACUCCAUUUAUCAGCUGUUCAUUAUCUAUCUAUCUAUUUUUAUCCAUAAGGCUGUUCAUUAUCUAUCUAUCUAUCUAUCUAUCUAUCUAUCUAUCUAUCUAUCUAUCUAUCUAUCUAUCUGUGCUGUUCAUAUCUAUCUAUCUAUAGACAUGAUAGAAAUAAAAAAUGUUGAUAAAAAGGCUAAAGGUCACAGCGAUGAAGAAGCCGACCCUGAAAUCGGAGAAGCAGAUUACAAAAAGGUGGAUGAAAGUGGAUUUUCUUUUCUUCUUCUUCUUCUUCUUCUUCUGUUGCUUGCAGCCAGGUAUCAUAUUGGCAUUUUCUUUUGCUCAUUCAUUCAUCGAAACUGUCUAUCUAUCUAUCUAUCUAAAGGCUGUUCAUAUUUAGGCUGUUCAUAUCUAUCUAUCGUAGGCUGUUCAUAUCUAUCUAUCGUAGGCUGUUCAUAUCUAUCUAUCUAUCUAUGGCUUAUAUCUCAUCCUGUUUCAAUCUCUGUAUCCUUGUAUUCCUAUCUAUCUAUCUAUCUAUCUAUCUAUCUAUCUAUCUAUCUAUCUAUCUAUCUAUCUAUCUAUCUAUCUAUCUCUUCCAUUCUGUUUCCAUCUCCUUUUCUCUGUCUGUUUGUCUAUCUAUCCAUCAUAGGUUGUUCAUCUCUCUCUCUCUCUCUCUCUCUCUCUCUCUCUCAUUAUCUAUCUAUCUAUCUAUCUGAGGCUGUUCAUAUCUCACUCUCCCUAUCUAUCGGAGGCUGUUCAUAUCUAUCUAUCUAUCUAUCUAUCUAUCUAUCUAUCUAUCUAUCUAUAGGCUGUUCAUAUAUCUAA
Molecule: messenger RNA, 888 nt
Organism: Acanthosepion pharaonis
Lineage: Eukaryota; Metazoa; Mollusca; Cephalopoda; Sepiida; Sepiidae
Source: the annotation of a GenBank genome assembly